GCCGCCGCGCGCCCCGCCCGCCUAUGUUGCGCUGAGCCGCGCGCCGCGAGUGCUCUUCAAGUGAUGUCGACUUGUGAUUAGUGCCAUGCUCGUGCUGCGCUGUGCCCUGCUGGCGGCACUGGUCGCCGCCGCCGCCGCCGCCUGGCAGGAGAACGUCAGGCCCAAGGUCUUCGCACAAUUAGGUGUCGACGAUACACACAAGUUCCUGGGAAAUGAAACUCACACGGACUUCUUCAGACUAUUAUUAAGGGAUGGAAAUUAUUUGCUCGUCGGCGGCAGAAAUGUCGUCUACAACCUUAGCCUGACAGACUUAACAGAACAGCGUCGGCUUGUAUGGUACUCGCCAGAGAACGACGUCAAAAUGUGCGUUGUCAAAGGAAAAGAUGAGGAGAGUUGUCAGAACUAUAUCCGAGUGCUGGUAUCUCUUGCUCCUGGAAGGUUACUGGUCUGCGGGACGAACAGCUUCAAGCCCUUCUGCAGGGAGUACAGCGUCCAACGAGACUCAUACCACAUGGAGAAGGAGAAGUCCGGCCAGGCAGUGUGCCCUUACGACCCGGAACAUAAUUCUACAGCUGUAUAUGCUGAUAGUGAAUUGUAUUCGGGCACAGUCGCUGACUUCAGCGGUAUGGAACCAAUCAUAUACCGAGAACCACUACAGACUGAACCAUAUGAUUCAAUGACAUUGAACGCUCCGGAUUUCGUGAAUUCGCUCGUUCAUGGAAACUUCGUGUACUUCUUCUUUAGAGAGACUGCUGUAGAGUAUAUAAAUUGUGGGAAGGCGGUGUUCUCGCGAGUGGCUCGCGUGUGCCGCGACGACCGAGGCGGGCCGCACAGGUUCAAGCAGCGCUGGACCUCAUUCCUGAAGUCGCGGCUUAACUGCUCUGUCGCUGGGGACUUCCCCUUUUACUUCAAUGAAAUUCAAUCAACAACGGAGCUGAUAGAAGGAGUGUACGGUGGCCUAAGCGCACAGCUUAUUUACGGCACAUUUACAACUCCACCGAACAGUAUAUCUGGGAGUGCUGUCUGUGCCUUCAGCAUGCAGGACAUCGCAGACACAUUCGAAGGCACAUUUAAAGAACAGAGCGCUAUUAAUUACAAUUGGCUGCCUGUGAACAGUGCGAAGGUUCCCGAACCUCGGCCGGGAACGUGUCACAACGAUUCGAGACAGCUGCCCGACCAGACGCUGAACUUUAUCAAAACGCACGCGCUUAUGGACGAGUCGGUGCCGGCGUUCUUUGGAGAACCGAUUGUUAUACGAACUAGUUUUCACUACCGAUUUACGCAAAUCGCAGUUGAUCCGCAAGUGAAAACGCCUGGUGGGAAGGCGUAUGAUGUUCUGUUUAUCGGUACAGACAACGGCAAAAUAAUAAAAGCGAUCAACGCGAUCUCGUACGACUCGAACAAGCGCGCGGUGCCCGUCGUGAUCGAGGAGCUGCAGGCCUUCGCCGCGGGCUCGCCCGUGCGCGCGCUGCGCGUGGCGCGCGCCGGCCGCGACGCCGCCCGCCUCAUCGCCGUCUCCGACCGCGAGGUGCUCAGUCUGCGCCUGCACCGCUGCUCCAGCGACAAGAUCAGCUCGUGCUCUGAAUGCGUCGCGUUACAAGACCCGUACUGCGCGUGGGACAAGCAGGCGGGUCGGUGCCGCGCCUACUCCCACGGCGUCAGUCGAUGGCUCGAUGAGAACUCCUUCUACCAGAGCGUUAGCACCGGGAGUCAUGCCGCCUGUCCGCACAGUAAAGAUGCUGGGGCAGUGGGCGGGCUGAGUUCAGGAUUAUACGAUGACGCAAGAGGAGAGAACAAAGGCGAAGUCAUCAACAUCGUACAAGACAAAGACGGGAAAGGAGGGAAUGGUAAUAAUGAAGGUCCUGAAGUUCUGGCAGCUGAUCCCCCACCAGCUGCAUACUCCGUGGAGACUCUGGCGUUAGCAGUUGCUGCAGGAGCUCUAGCUGCACUCGGCGCAGGUUUCGCUGCAGGAUAUAUUUGUGGCAGGAGAUGCAAGAAGGACGAUGAUGAUAACAUGCCGUACCCUGAUACCGAGUAUGAAUACUUCGAACAGCGGCAGAAUAUUAACAGAAUCCAAGCCGAACCCAAGCUUCUGCAGCAAGUAGAAGAAGUGACCUACGCGGAGCCAGUGCUAGCUCCUCAGCCGAAGCCGGCAUCUCCCCGAGCGACCCUCAGAAAGCACCCUCCCUACCACCCCCACCAUGAGACGCUCUUCCAGUUCCAGCCUGACGCGUACCGCCGCGACAACUUCGGCACGCUGCGCUCCCACCAGGUCAAUUUAACACAGGAAUAUUCGGACCGCAGGGCGAUGGGUACAGGCGCGGCAACGACAACGGUUUCUCGACCACGCGCUCAGUGAAGAAGGUGUACCUCUGAGAAACAAGCGGGGCGGACUCGCGCGACCAAAUGCACCAUAAGCAUAACACGCACCACCACCACACGUUGGUGUCGCAGCGCAGCAGCGGCUCCGGGUCCGCGUCGGCGAGCGGCGGGUCGUCAUCGUCGCCGUCGCCGCCGUCGUCGUCGCCGUCGCCGUCGGGCGAGCGGCCGCCGACGCCGCCGCCGCCCGCGCCGCAGCCGUGCGCGUACAUCUACCGCAACUAGCGCGCCGCGCCGCCGCCCCGCCGCCCCGCCCCGCCCCGCACCGCACCCGAGGCGCCCCACCUCGCGAGCCGCCGCGCUCCGGUUCCGAGUUCAUUGGACUGAGCGCUUUGUACACAUUCCAAAUUCAAAUUUAUACAAGUGGAAAUUGUUAUUCGGAUCGCAUUCGAAUGAACGAACGAUAGGUUCUCGAGAGUGUAUUUUGUUAUGACGGUGACUCGUAGUGUUAAUGUGGAUACGUACAGGUCGCAUGCGCAUGCGCGUGCACCACGAUGAGGACAUUCUAAAUUCGUAUUUGAACGUUAAAUUGUAUAUUCGCGGAUUGUAACGCAACCUGACCUUGUGAUGGGAAAUCAUUCUUCCAAAAUAAAAUACGUACUGGUGUUUAUCCACAAUGUAAACGCUCGCGUUCUCCGCCUGAGAACGUGACGCGAGUAUCAGAUUAUUUUUUUGUAAAAGACGGAACAAUAUUAACGAUUGACGUACAUAAGAUAAAUGUAACAAAUUGUAGAUUGUUUAGAGAUAUAAAUAGUUUACGAAUAAUUUAGGUGAAAGUAUAAGUUUUUUGUUGGUAAAAUGUUGAUGAAUAGAUAAUAUGAAAUAUGAUGUUCGUUGCAGAUUUUGCGAUCGCUCUCUGGUCCCUUCUACAUUUGGUUUAUUGCUGUCUAAUCCAUAAUUUAAGUGUUUUUAAUUCUGAAAUACCUUUGUACCAAAAAAUAAACAACAGAUGUCGAAAGGUCCAUAGAAUUGUGCAAAAUUUGCAAUGAAUUCAUAAAUCGCUUUUUUACGUACAUAAUACUAUUUGUAGCAUAACAUCAUUAAUUAUAUAUACGAGGAACUUUCUUAUUCUAAAGCUCUAGUGAUGCGUAUAACUCGACAACACUGAAGGCAGCGCAGUUCCGUUAACAAAAAAGAUAAACACUAAUUAUUUUGUAGUCAAUAAAAAAAUAUUAAAACUUUAGAAUCGAUAAAUUAAUGAUGUCGAUUCUGCCUUUUGAAACAAUUACUCGAUACAAAUUAAAAUUACUAAAUGUAGCAUCGCUUGUCAAGUUUUGUCGAGAUACUAGAAUAAACGACGAUUAUAAACAUAAAAAAAACGUUGAACCAUUGUGAAACACAAAAUAUAAUAUAAAAUGAUAUAUUUAACGUAUAUAAAAAUGAUAUGUAAAGUUCUGAUACUUAUUCAUUCAUUAAAAAGUGCUUCUUAUGGGUGUAUCUAGAUUAUUAGGGGAUCGUUUGAUAAUUAAUCGAUAAUGUUAUAGAAUUAGCUAUUAUGUAUACAUAGAUAUAUAGUGUUAAGGGGCACUGUGAUGCCGCAAUGCCAAUUUAGAUUGUUGGUACGCCGUUGUUACGACAUGUAACUGUGAUCAUUGUGUACAUACAUUCUGACACUAAACCUCCUUUGUCUACUGUUUCUAAAAUUACACAAAUGUGGGCCAAAACGUUAGGAAUCUUUCGAAUGAACCUUCUUUAAACUUGCUCUUUUGUAUCUGCUAUUUAUAAGACGCUUUAAUACGUUGUUUUGUAAUAUAGCUAGUCGUUACAUUUGACCCCGAUGACGAAUAGUGUUCAGAAUCAUCUCGCUCAUUGUUGACAAUUGGAUGUGUGUAAAGAAAAUGUCAAUUCUAUUUGUAAUGACUUAGUGCCUAAGUGUAUGCGGCCAGACUGUAAUAUGUACAUUACAGCGGUUCGGUUUUUGUUUUGGACUGAUGGUAGUGCAGAUUAGAACGCCAUUAGCGUAGCGAUGCAGUAGACAAGAUGUAUUCAAAUAGCAUCGAAUGUUACCCCACAACUUUACUGUAAAUAUGUUUCGUGACAUGUUAGCGUCAUGCAUCAGUUCCAGAGUUGUGAGGUUACAUCGACACGAAAUCAUUUUAUACACAAUUAUUAUAACCGAGGCAUUCUCAUAACUGCCUUGAUAAUACUCAUUUUUCAUUUCAUCGUGUACUAUCUAUAUGAAAUACCAAAGAUGCCAUGAUUUUAAUGUAAAUUAUUUAUUUAAAGUAGUGUCUUCUAAUAACGUAUUACUUAAAAUUGUUAUUUUUUACAAAUGUAACUGCCAAUCUGUAUACUUAUUUUAUAAUUAUUAACCAAAGUAAACGCACAUAAUACUUGUUUAUUUCUUAAUUAUUAAUAUAUAUUAUUGUACGAGUAGGCGCUUUUACACGGCCAGUCCUGUUCGGAAUAUAUUUACUGAUUGCGAAAAUGAUAACCGGGUGUUACGCUACGUCAUGUCACACAUUGUACCGCCAAUUUGUAUUUGUAAGUGACGUCACAGCGUCGAGUUGUCUUUAAAGUUGUCUAUUUAUACAUACCUACUUGAUGUGAGUUGUGUAAAUACGAAAUUAAGAUAAUAUGUGUGGUUAUCAUUUUCAAUCUGUAAUGAACAAAAUUUGUAACACGUAAUACGUAAGAGAGGCUAGUACUUGUAAAUAGCGAUUUCUGUAUUAAUUAGAUUUGGUGAAGUAAAUUUAGUGUAAGCAUUAGACGUUAAGUGCAAGGAACAUUUUCAUGGUGAAUUGUUAAGAAUUGUUUUGUAUUACUAAAAAAUAAUAUUGAUGAAAUGUACAAUAACCAUUUCUACGUUUAAAUUACUGAACCACAUUUUUAUACUCGGUAAAAGUUGAUUAUAAUCAUAACAUGCCUAGAAAGUCUCUCGUAAUAAGCGUAAAAUAUUAAUUUAUAAUAUAUUGAAAAUUAUGUAAAAUCGUAUUGUACCGUAGUUAUAAUAUAGACCGCUUAAUUUUGUUUUGAAACUCGAAGCCUUAGUGUUAGAAAUUGAAGACUUUUAUUAUAAUAAAUGAAGUAACUUAAUAACAAAGGAUUUAAAGAAAGUCCGUAAGUUUUAUUAAAGAUGUGUAAUAUUAAGGUAUAGCGCAUUUAUGUCACGUUAUUCUCUAACUAUCCAUCACCUACAGUAUAUUGGAAUAUUAGGAUUCAGUUCACAAAUAAUGUUGCUUUACAUAGUUAUAAAUGUUUAUACACGCUCUAUGGUAGCUAUGUCAUCUCCUUCUAAAGUUUCUAUGUCAGUUCACAUACCAUAAACAAAUAAAUCAUAGACAUUAGCAUAAAAGGCGAGCGUGUAUAAACAUGAAUGUCUAUGGCUUUAAGUAUAUAAAAAGUAUGCCUACUGUAUUUUGUUUUAAGACUGCGUGUGCAAUAUUUAUUCUAAAAUAUAUUUUUAUUUCUUCACCUUCACUAAUACCAAUGUUUUGUCACCUCUAUUUAAACGGUUAAUUUCAUGUUGUUUUACGCAGCGCAGAUCUACAAACGUUUUAUAUAUAAAUGAUUAUAAAGACGAGUAGAAAGAAGCUAUGGGAAGUGCCUAACUUAUUUACCUACUUGCACCUAUAACUCUAUCAAUUUGGACCGGCCAUAUUGUAACUCAUACUAGACUUAACAUUGCAUUUUCAUUGUUAACGAAACCGAUUUAAAAAUAAACAAUUCUUGACAUUUACGCAAAAUAAUGGGUUUCUAAUAGUGUGCCUUUAGUAUCAAAUAGUUACUGCCCUUUAGAAACUCGAGAAUAUUUACCCCCCUAUCUCCAUUAUGACAUAAAAAUUACAACCGAAAAUAUAAUAUUAAGUCACAUUUUCACUAAAUUAGAAUGAUAGGCGUAUAAAUAAAUCGAUAUAAGUUGUUGAUACCGCAUUGAUUUGCUUUUUACACAGUCCGUCGACUUUUAAUAACAGUUUACCUGCUUUAUUAGAGUGAGAGAUGUAUCGUGGAUUGUAUUAGAACGACAUAUGACUCACUCUAACCGAAUGUAUCGCGUCAUUCCUUUAAGGCAUAGGUUUAAGUAGGGGUUUUAUAAUUAAUGCAAAAAUGCAAUUCGCAGUGAUAGAACUGUUUCACUGUAUUCGCUGCCCGUAUUUAUAGAGUGCAAUUUUUUUAUAACUAGAGACUAAUAGAUUGUAAAAUGUUGAUAGGUGAAAUAAAGAGACGUGCGUGA
Molecule: messenger RNA, 6553 nt
Organism: Manduca sexta (tobacco hornworm)
Lineage: Eukaryota; Metazoa; Arthropoda; Insecta; Lepidoptera; Sphingidae
Gene: Sema1a
Product: semaphorin-1A
Exons: 17
Coding region: 86-2359 (757 amino acids)
Biological process (GO): positive regulation of cell migration; semaphorin-plexin signaling pathway; negative regulation of axon extension involved in axon guidance
Molecular function (GO): semaphorin receptor binding; chemorepellent activity
Source: RefSeq, a predicted model, not a curated record